GGGCUGAGUUGCGGUUGAGAGGGACGAGGAAAACGAGACCACGCCCCACACAAGCAGCUGCGUUCUUUGCCCUUUGGCCGUGGUUAGGUCCCUCCCCUCCGGUGUUUCGGCCAAUCAGGUAGCGCCCUGUUGGCCGAGCCGGUUUGCACGCAGCUGAGACCAAGAUGGCGGCGGUCUGGAUGCAGAAGGAUAGCCUGGUGGGGGCCGGUGGGAGGUUGUUUCUCGCGGCGUUGCUCUGUAUGGGUAGCUGCUGGCUUCCCGCUACAGAUGCUACCGGCCAGAUGGAAAGCGGAGCUGCUGGUUCUACGGCGCCUCAUCGGCGGUUCGAGUAUAAAUACAGUUUCAAGGGACCGCACUUGGUGCAGGGGGACGGGUCGGUGCCUUUCUGGAUGCACACGGGCAAUGCUAUACCCAGUGCUGAUCAAAUAAGAAUAACUCCAUCAUUAAAAAGUCAGAGGGGAUCAGUAUGGACAAAAAGCAAGUCUAUAUUUGAAUACUGGGAGAUUGAAGUGACUUUCCGAGUGACAGGGAGAGGGCGAGUAGGAGCUGAUGGACUGGCAGUGUGGUUUACAGAAGACCAAGGCUUAGAUGGUCCUGUUUUUGGAGCAGCGGAUAACUGGAAUGGUGUUGGCAUCUUCUUUGAUUCCUUUGACAAUGAUGCAAAGAAAAACAACCCGGCAAUUGUUAUUGUUGGCAACAAUGGCAAGCUCCAUUAUGACCAUCAAAAUGAUGGUUCCACGCAAGCAUUGGCGUCAUGUCAAAGAGAUUUUCGGAACAAGCCUUACCCUGUCCGAGCAAAGAUCACAUACUACCAAAAGACACUGACCGUGUUGAUCAACAAUGGCUUUACUCCAGACAGAGACGAUUAUGAGUUUUGUGCCAAGGUGGAAGAUAUGGUGCUUCCUUCACAGGGAUACUUUGGGAUCUCUGCAGCAACUGGUGGACUUGCAGAUGACCAUGAUGUCUUAUCUUUCCUGACUUUCCAGUUGACAGAGCCUGGCAAAGUAGCGUCAUUGAUGCUGAAUCUUUGGCCUCCCCCUGAUACCGAAAUUCCUGAAAAGGAUAAAGAGAAAUACCAAGAAGAGUUUCAGCAUUUCCAACAAGAGCUGGACAAAAAGAAGGAGGAGUUUCAGAAGGAGCAUCCUGACAUGCAAGGGCAGCCUACGGAUGAUCUCUACGAGACAGUGAGCGAUCGUGAGCUUAGGCAAAUCUUUGAAGGCCAAAAUCGGAUUCAUCUUGAAAUAAAGCAACUCAACAGACAGUUGGACAUGAUUCUGGAUGAGCAGAGGAGAUAUGUCUCUGCGGUGACAGAAGAGAUUUCCAAAAGAGGAGCUGGUGUCCCAGGCCAGCAAGGGCAGGUCUCCCAACAAGGGCUUGAGAAUGUCGUGAGAACUCAAGAGGAGGUUCUGAGACAAGUCAAUGAAAUGAAAAACUCUAUGGGCGAAACACUGAGGCUAGCCAGCAGCAUUCAGCAUCCUGGUUCUGCUGGUGGAAUCUAUGAAACAACCCAGCACUUCAAUGAUAUCAAGGAGCAUCUCCAUGUAGUGAAAAGAGACAUUGAACAUCUAGUCCAGAGGAACGUGCCAUCAAAUGAAAAACCCAAAUGCCCAGAGUUGCCACAGUUUCCGUCAUGUUUAUCAACAACACACUUCCUUAUAUUUGUAGUAGUCCAAACAUUACUGUUCAUUGGUUACAUCAUGUAUAGGAGUCAGCAAGAAGCGGCAGCUAAGAAGUUCUUUUGAUGGCCAGUCAGUGUGCAUUCAGUGUGUGCAUCCAGACUUUUACAUGAGUUGCAAAUGAGGGAAGCUUUAGUGUUUAAAAUGCUUCAAUAUUUUAAAUUGAGUGUUUUACUGAAUACACUGAAUUCCAGAUAAAAUGUAAAAUUGGCAAUAAUGCUGAAGCAGAAAUGAGGCCUUGGGUUUCCAAUAGAAGCUGAAAUAAGCCCCUUAACUCUGAUGUCAGGAUACUUCCCAGGCAGAACUGGAGCCAUGGUCCUGUUCACACUGAUGAUUACAUUAUCCGAUUUGAGGGAGGGGGGGAGGGAACAGGAGUACAUGCUGUAAAAUAUUUGUUACAUAUCAGAAUUAUUUGGGGUUGGAAAACUUAAAAUUGCAUUCCGCUUCUGUUUUAUGGAAAGAGGUUGCAAAACUUUCUUUCAUAGUGUGGACAAUAUCAGCCUAGUAUGUUGCACUGUGCAGAGAUAGUGAUCAGUGGAGGCAUUUAAUUAAGAAGUCUCUAGAACAAUGACCCCAUGAACCAAUGCUGGGUAGAAUUUUCUUGUGAGGAGACAACCAGAGAAAAUGAAUCUACUGAAAAUUGUGGUCCUUUCAAGCAUGUUUUGGUACAGUUCUUCUGACACCGACCAUACUUUCGUAAAAGUAUUCUUUAACCUCUCUUCAGCGAAGAGAACUUAGCUUGCAUGACUUCUAAAAAAUCAUCUCAUUCAAAGCACAUGAUAUUGUGAUGGUCUCCUUUUAAAAUAGUCACUGAGCAGUAUUGAAAACCAUGCAGAUCUUGCAGUGGCCCCUUCAGAUUGUUCUCCAAACUGUUGCAUGUCUUCACCUGGGAGCAUUGUGCAUACACAAUAACUGUGUUCUUACAUGCUGACACAUAGUUAAUACUUUCUAUUUUUACUAAAGCAGUCUUGUUUAUAAUGCACCUAAAGUAUUUUGUGCCUCUCAGCCUUAUUGUGUAAACAUUAUUUGGGAAUCCCGCCAAAGGAAAAUAUGGAUUUAUUCUGCCUUGUUUACAUCUUAUAAUUUGCCCAUGUUGCCUUCAAGUUAUUUUUAAAUGGCCAGGAGAAAUUGUAGACCUCUAAUAUCCUUUAAAUUACUGUAUUUCUAACAAUACUGGACUUUAAACUGAGAAUUGUGACCAAUCCUAUUCUAGUUGUGGUAAGGUCUUUGAUCCAGCAGAAGUUGCUGUCUACAGAAGGGCAAGGGGGUGAUUUUUGCAAAUUUCCCCUUUCUCCCUUUACAUCACUUCCCACACUUUUCUGGAGGAUUUCCCAACCUUCUGGAGGAGGUUUUUUGGGGGGGCAGGGGUGGGGAGAUAGGCACUACAGGCAGCAGAGUGAACGAGGGAUUGGCAAAAUUUCCCUUCCUUUCACAGAAGGCUGCAAACAGAAGAACAGUUUCGGAACCGACCUGAACAUAUUUUUUCCCAAAAGGCAGCAACAGUCUACCAUAUUCAGUAUUACAUGUGUUAAAGGCAUUACCCAUGUCAACUUUGAAGAAUUGAACAAAUCUAUGCAAUAGUACUCUCCUUCUCAAAUAUAACCUCCCUUCUCUCUGUCAUGACAUUGGCAGCAUUAUGUGAUGAAUUGUAAAUGGUAGCGGUUUCUUAUCAAGUUUUUAUUUACAGCUUGUUGAACAGCCUGCUGCUCAAAACUUCAAUACACAAUUUGCAAACAAAGACAUAUAAACAGCAGCAUCGCUUUAAGCCAACCAAAACCAUACAAGAGGGCAUUGAGCCUGCUCAGAUUCACACCAGCAAGUAUUUUUACAGGUGCCUUGGACUAAAUGAAUACAUGAAAACUACCAUUUUUAAAAAGUGUGAUCUUCUCAAGGUUUGCUCCCACCAGCACCAAAGGAGGUACAGCUUCUACUGCAGAAAGACUUUUCAGUGCUUUUUAUGCUGAAAGAACUUAUUCCAGUGGAAUGUUUCUUUUUAAAGUAUAGCUAAAGAAAUGAGAAUCUGCUUGUACAUUGCAUCUGUUUCUUGUUUCAAUAUAAUGUGACUCCCAGCUGUGAUGCAUUCAAUUUGAGAAUUAAAAUAUUGAAGCAACCGGUGGUGUUGUAAUCUUGUGUCCAGAUGGGAUAAAACCAGAACUUGAAGUAACAUGUAGCCUGGCGAUUAAUACCAGAGCAAUGCUUUUUUCCUUUUUUUUUUUUAAAGCUGCAGCAUUUUGACCUUUGUCUUGAAUGGGGAGUAAAAAGGCGCCCAAAAUAAACCCCCUUUCACAAGGUGGUGUUCCAAACUGAUGCAUCUUGACUUUGCUCUAGCAACAACAAAAAAGUAGCAAUUUGCUAGAUAAUCCUUGCCACUUCUGCACACCUGCCUGGCACGCUUACUUCAAAAUGAACUUAGUCCCACUUGAAGUUCAAUGGGAUAUAGAUCAAGCACAUUUUCGUCUCAGUCAUACUUCUCCUUGUUCUGGCAUGUAGUCUAAUGCAAGCACAUUUUCUAAAAGGAUAUUUGUGUUUGCAUUUCUGAUUGGUGUAUAUACUAUUUCUUAGACUGCAGAAUAUAUUAUGAACGUUCAAACCCAAUUUAAAAAGCAACUCGCAUCCAAUUGGUGCUAUAUUAAUCACUGUUGCACACGGUAAUGUGAUGGGGAAAGUUCAAGUAAGUGCAGAAUGCUCUGACUGUACAGGCCACCUUCUGUAGGUGAAAUCUACUGUUUUAUGGAAACGCUGCUGAAGAUAACUUGUAUUGUCAACUCCUGUAUGCUAAAAAGAAAAGCUGUCCUGUUGUCUCAAAAUUCAAGCACUUAAGGAAAUUGGAAAUGUAUUUGAAUAAAAUACAUAUUUUUAGCAAA
Messenger RNA from Rhineura floridana, 4540 nucleotides. It is a transcript of the gene LMAN1, whose product is annotated as lectin, mannose binding 1. Gene Ontology annotation, biological process: Golgi organization; endoplasmic reticulum to Golgi vesicle-mediated transport; endoplasmic reticulum organization. Gene Ontology annotation, molecular function: D-mannose binding. Gene Ontology annotation, cellular component: endoplasmic reticulum membrane; Golgi membrane; COPII-coated ER to Golgi transport vesicle. Lineage: Eukaryota; Metazoa; Chordata; Lepidosauria; Squamata; Rhineuridae. The record is from RefSeq and is a predicted model, not a curated record. The coding region runs from base 165 to 1742 and encodes 525 amino acids. The transcript is spliced from 14 exons.